Molecule: messenger RNA, 2217 nt
Organism: Caenorhabditis briggsae
Lineage: Eukaryota; Metazoa; Nematoda; Chromadorea; Rhabditida; Rhabditidae
Exons: 11
Coding region: 1-2217 (738 amino acids)
Biological process (GO): SCF-dependent proteasomal ubiquitin-dependent protein catabolic process
Cellular component (GO): SCF ubiquitin ligase complex
Molecular function (GO): protein binding; RNA binding
Source: RefSeq, a predicted model, not a curated record
AUGGAUUUCAAUCGAAGUUUCACCUCAAAUUUGGGCAGCGCCACCAGUGCUAAAUCACAACAGAGCAUGUUCAAAGCACUCCGACGUCUACAUGGACAGAAUUUAGAGAGUCGAGGAUUACAUGAUAUGACUGAAGCCUUUCAAUCUUUUGUAACGAGAGCUCGAUUUUUUAGCAUUGGGAAAUUGAGGCGAACAUGGUCUCACUCUGCUGCCGAAUUCAUGAAAUAUCGUCGUCUUUUGCCGAUGCUCUUAGCUGACGGAGAAGCUUUCGAUGGAGGAGAGACGGACGAUUUUGAUGCAUCAAUUGCGUUCCAACACACUUCUAGAGAUGAUCGGAAAAUAGUUGUCUCCAAUAUCUCUUCUCGUGUCACUCAAUCGCAACUUCAGUCAUUUUUCUCGCAAUAUGGAAAAGUUACCAGCUGCAUUCUGCCGAGAGAAGAAAAGAAGACGUCCAUAUUUGGAACUCUUCCAAAACAUUCGAAAAACUGUGGGACUGCGACCAUAACGUUCAAAAAAGCGGAACAUGCAGAACGUGCCAAGAAUGCAAGCCCAGAAGAGCUGAAGUUUUAUGAUCAAUUAAUGGUGGUGUCUGCCUAUGUUUCGAAGAAGCGAGGAGGGAAAGGUUUGGUGUUGAGUGAUGACGUUGGAAGCAGGGAAGACACCCCUCUUUCGAGAGCUUCUUCUACUCAAUCACUCGCUUCUGGUUCCGAACAGUUAUUCAAUUUGGGAGCGAUACCAGAAAAAGUGUUGAAGAGAGUGAUCUCAUUCCUACCCAUUCACGAAACAAUAAGAAUCGAACGAGUCAACAAAAAGUUUAUGGAACAGUCAAUCAAAUCUUGGGAAUUGAUAAAUCAUCUAGUUCUAGCAAGAGAAACAGUGUUUAGUAAACAAAGACCAAUGAGAACCAACCAUUUAAAAGCCAUUCUCACACGAGCUGGAGCCCAUUUACGCUCGCUCGAUAUGUCUGGAGUGGUCCAUUUGUUAGACGAUAGGCGAGCAGUGAAAAUGAUUGCAACUUGCUGCCCAAAUCUUGUGGAACUCGACAUUAGCGGAACACAUGCUCAAGCGGAAGCUCUUGAAGAACUCGGAGAAUCACUUACUCAUUUGGAACAACUCUCUUAUAGAGGAAUGGAAACAACUGGAGACAAAGCAUUUUAUUUUCUACUCAAAAACUGUGGACACUCACUUAAAUUCGCAGAUUUGCGAAACUCGAAACGGUUACAUGGACGAUCUUUCCGGCUUUUUGGAUCGCAAUUGGAGAGUUUAUAUUUGGAUGGAUCGUCUAAGAUUGACGAAAUGGCAUUCGAAGACUUAUGCACCAGCUGUGGAGGACUGAAAGAGUUGCGAAUCAAUGAGUGCUACAAGAUAACCGAUGAAAACCUGAGUAUGAUUGCGAGAAGAAUGGAAGAUCUUUCUAUUUUGACUCUUUGUGGAAACGGUUUUAAGAAUCUAACAUCGGCUGGAUUAAUUCAUAUCAGUCAUAUGAAGAACAUCACCGAACUUGCACUCGAUUACAACACUCUUGUGAAUGACGAACUACUGAUUUCCAUCUCCGCUGGGCUUCCGCUUCUUUCAUCUCUGAGUCUAGCUAAUGCUGGAGACGAUGCUUCAAUAACCGCGGAAGGAGUUUCUGCUAUCAAAAACCUGUCUGAGCUCACUCAACUGGAUGUUUCCUCCCUGGCAGCUGUCAACUCGGCCGUGAUGACCCAAUUAGGAUUAUUGAAAAAACUAGAAAUCAUUCAACUCAGAAACUGCACUUAUUUGGGAGACGAAGGUGUUCGAACGAUGCUUCAAAUGCCCAACCUCCGUCAUACUGAUUUGAGUGGUUCCAUUUUGGUCUCGAAUGAUUCCAUACAAGAGUUCAUCAAAGCAUUCCCAUCUGGACCCAAGCUUCCACCAAUCACUCUCGUCGUCGGAGGAACAGCAGCUGAUGCAUCAAAACUGUCUGUUCGUGGAUCAAGAGUAGUUGUUGAUUUCUCUGAUUACUCGACAAUUGUUGCCAUGCAAACUAGCCAGACGUCUGGAUCAAAAUUUGUUGUUGGAUCGGUAUCCGAUUGCGAGGAUAAUUCUGACGACGACUUUGAAGUCCUGACCGCCCAACGGAGCUUCUACAUCGAUGCAGUUUGCGGAGAAGAGGAUUCGCCCAUAACUGACGACGGGAAAUUGGCUGAAUGGGCUGAGAAGGAAGCAAGAAGUCUAGGACUCAUCAAAGAUUAA